Messenger RNA from Penicillium expansum, 1065 nucleotides. RefSeq lists its product as uncharacterized. Bases 1 to 1065 code for a protein of 354 amino acids. The transcript is spliced from 4 exons. The record is from RefSeq and is a predicted model, not a curated record. NCBI's taxonomy places the organism in Eukaryota, Fungi, Ascomycota, Eurotiomycetes, Eurotiales, Aspergillaceae.
AUGAAGCUCAUCCUAGCUGGCGCGACUAGUCUCUUGGGCACCGAGAUCGUGAGACAAAGCUUACAAAUUCGCGAGAUCACUCAGGUCGUAGCUUUAGCUCGCCAGCCCGUACAGCUCGACGACAGUGUCAACUCAUCAAAGGUGAGAAGCGUUGUCAUUCGCGACUAUGGUGAAUACCCUGACUACGUGAAGGCCGAGUUUGCCGGGGCCGAUGCUUGUAUUUGGACCGUUGCCGCCACGCCCCUCCACGCCGGUGGCUUUGACUUUGCUGAGGUCAAGCGUGUGUGCCAGGACUGCACCAAGCUCGGAUUUGAGGCCAUGUACGAAGCUGGACCAGCGCGUCCCUUUCGCUUCAUGUACCUGAGUGCGGAAGGUAUCCCUCGAGACCCAACAAAGAGGCCAGUGGUAAUGGCGGACUACCAUAAUAUGCGAGUAAUGAAUUCAAACCCCACGAUAUGUUCUGGAUUUAUGCUAAUGUGUCUUUCGGUAAAUUGGCGCAACACAGAGCUCAUGGUCCUCAAAUUUCCCACCGAGAAAGAGGGAGUCGAGGUUUGCAUCGCUCGGCCCAGCUUAAUUGCUAAUUCCACGACUUGGUCAAGAGCGCUGGUGGCCAACCUCUUCCGUAUCGUGAGUCGUUUUGGACGGCCAAUUCCGAAUAUACAACGGAGUGAGCUUGCAGCGGCAGUACUAAACCAAGUCAUGCAUGGGUUUGAGAAGGAAACUCUUUUGAAUGCCGAUCUCGUUCGAGUUGGACGAAAGGAGCUGAAAUUUCGCACUGUCAAAAUGGUCAACCGCCCCCAAUCUCAAAACCUCAAUCUCGAACACGAGCCGGAGCAGAUCGACGCCCCAGAGAUGAAAGAUCCCGUUCAGCCUGGUUCCUCCGACAUCGACGAAAGAAUGACCCGAGACUACAAGGAGGCCAUUGAUAAAACCAACAUCAUCAACGAAGAGCGCCUUCGCCACGUAGUACCCCAGUCCACCACGGCCUACCGCGAACCAAGUGAGGAGGAAAUUGAUAUUUCCUGGCGGCCUGAUCCAUCGGGACAUCCGCGGAGGACUCUCUAG